GUUUUUGACAGUUACUUAUUUUUGUAAGUUUCUCUGCGUUUACAGUAAAAAGUUGUUCUUAACCUCUUACAUGUAAAAAUUAUCAUUACGUUAAAUAUGAAAUUCACUUUAACAGUUCGUUUAUAUUUUAAUUGAAAGAAUUAUUAUAAUAUUUUCGGCGUUUGAUUUAGUUUGAAGAUUUAUCCAAUUAUAAUUUCUGAAGUGGUUUUUGUCUUCUAAAAGUUUCUAAUUUUUUGAAGAAUAUGAGUGUUUUCUUUGAGAAACUGAGAAGAUAAAUUGAUUGAAAUCGAAAAGUGAGAUAACGGAAAGAAGACAAAAUCUAUAAAAGUGAUUUUCCAAAGAGGUUUAUCCUGUUGCCAGACAGCAAUUUUUCUCCAAGACAUCUUUGCAAGGUAAGCACUGGGUGCGUGCAUGCGAUGUAUGGCUGAGGAGGGACCAUGGAGGCUGGCAUCAAGCCCUGCUGCAGGGAUGAAGCAGAGACCAUUGAUUAUGAACUCAGACGGAUCCGUGCGAAUGAUCCUGCCUACAAUUCUUUGUUUAACUAUGCGAAUAAUUACAUCAAAACAUCAAAGUACACCUUCCUGACAUUUGCUCCUCUAAAUCUUUUCGAGCAGUUUCAGAGAUUGGCAAAUUUUUACUUCCUUUGCCUAUUAGUCCUCCAGCUUAUACCUCAAAUAUCAUCAUUAACUCCUAUUACUACAGCUGUGCCUUUGAUUGUUGUAUUGUCCAUUACUGCACUGAAAGAUGCUAUUGAUGAUUUUCAACGUCAUCGCAGUGAUAGUCAAGUGAAUAACCGUCUGUCCCGUGUGCUGAGGGGAGGGAAGCUCAUUGAUGAGCGAUGGCACAAAGUGCAGGUGGGAGACAUUAUCCGCAUGGAAAAUGACCAGUUUGUAGCGGCCGACUUGUUAUUACUGUCAUCUAGUGAACCGAAUGGAUUGUGUUACAUAGAAACAGCGGAAUUAGAUGGCGAAACGAAUUUGAAAUGUCGACAAGCUUUAGUUGAAACGGCUGACUUGGGAGAUGAUAACGUAAAGAUGGGAAAUUUCGAUGGGGAGAUAGUAUGUGAAGCCCCUAACAACAACCUUAGCAAAUUUGAAGGCACCCUCAACUGGAAAGGCAAAAGCCUCAUGCUGGACAACGACAACAUGCUCCUGCGUGGUUGUGUGCUGAGGAAUACCAAGUGGUGCUACGGGGUUGUUAUUUUUGCGGGCAGGGACACCAAACUAAUGCAGAACAGUGGAAAGACCAUUUUUAAGAGAACCAGUUUAGACCGCCUUCUCAAUUUGCUGAUUAUAGGGAUCGUCUUCUUCCUGCUGAGCAUGUGCCUCUUUUGUACGAUCGCGUGUGGCGUGUGGGAGACGGUGACGGGCCAGCAUUUCCGCAUGUACCUCCCAUGGGAUCAACCAGUGCCUACAAACAACGUGACGAGCGGAGCCACUGUCAUUGCCUUGCUCGUCUUCUUUUCGUACGCCAUCGUCCUCAACACUGUAGUACCCAUCUCCCUAUAUGUCAGCGUGGAAGUGAUUCGUUUCUGCCACAGCCUGUGGAUCAACUGGGACGAGAAGAUGUACUACGCCCCUAAAGACGCCCCUGCCCGUGCGCGGACCACCACCCUCAACGAAGAGCUUGGACAAAUAGAGUACAUAUUUUCCGAUAAAACGGGCACUCUCACCCAGAACAUCAUGACCUUCAACAAGUGCUCCAUCAACGGGCGCGUCUACGGAGAAGUGCUCGACGAGGUCACCAGGGAGCCCAUAGAAAUCAGCGAUGAUACCAAAGCUGUAGAUUUUUCUUUGAAUCCUGUCUAUGAACCUGGUUUUAGGUUCUAUGAUAAGAGCCUUUUAGAACAAGUAAGAAAUGGCGACCCACAUGUGCAUGAGUUUUUCAGGAUUUUGGCCUUAUGCCACACUGUUAUGUGUGAUGAAAAAGAUGGACGAUUGGAAUAUCAGGCCCAAUCUCCUGAUGAGGCUGCACUCACCUCUGCAGCCAGAAAUUUCGGCUUUGUCUUUCGGUCUCGCACACCAACUAGCAUAACGAUAGAAGUAAUGGGAACAAUUGAAACCUAUGAUCUGCUUUCCAUCUUUGAUUUCAAUAACGUCCGUAAACGCAUGUCUGUGAUAAUUAGAAAAAAUGGAAAAAUCAAAUUAUAUUCCAAAGGUGCUGAUUCUGUGAUAUUUGAGAGAUUAGGAGCUAGUUCAACUGAUUUAAAGAAUAAAACAUCAGAUCAUUUAAAUAAAUUUGCUAGUGAAGGUUUAAGAACAUUAUGCUUAGCUUCUAAAGAUUUAGAUGAAAAUACUUACAACAGUUGGAACGAAAAAUUUCAUGAAGCAUCUGUUGCCAUGGAGCACCGAGAAGAAAGAAUGAAUGCAUUAUAUGAAGACCUCGAACAGAACAUGACCCUUGUUGGAGCUACUGCUAUUGAAGACAAACUUCAAGAUGGUGUGCCUCAGACGAUCGCCAAUUUAGCAAUAGCUGGUAUCAAACUUUGGGUUCUGACUGGAGACAAACAAGAAACUGCCAUUAACAUUGGUUACUCCUGUCAACUCUUGACCGAUGAAUUAAUCGACAUCUUUGUCGUGGAUGGCAUGAAUUACAAUGAGGUAGAGCAGCAACUGAACAAAUAUCUGGAAACCAUUCGCUUGCAAAGCAGAGUCCAGCCUGAUGCCAUGAUCCAUCCUUACUUGGAUGAUUUGAAUUCCUUGUCUGAGAAUCCUGAAGGAUCUGGUUAUGCCUUAAUUGUUAAUGGGCACAGUUUGGUUUAUGCUUUGCAGUCAUCGAUGGAAACUUUGUUCUUGGAUGUGGCAUCUGCCUGCAAAUCAGUCAUCUGCUGUCGUGUUACACCUUUGCAGAAAGCUUUGGUCGUAGAUUUGGUGAAGAGACAUAAAAAUGCUGUCACUCUUGCCAUUGGAGAUGGGGCCAAUGAUGUGAGCAUGAUCAAAAUGGCCCACAUUGGUGUGGGCAUUAGCGGUCAGGAGGGCAUGCAAGCUGUCUUAGCAAGCGACUUUUCUCUCGCCCAAUUCCGAUACUUAGAACGACUGCUUCUAGUUCAUGGCCGUUGGUCUUACUUUCGCAUGUCCAAGUUUCUUCGCUACUUUUUCUACAAGAAUUUUGCAUUUACUCUCUGCCACUUCUGGUUUGCAUUCUUCUGCGGAUUUUCUGCUCAGACUUUGUAUGACCCUGUAUUCAUCUCCUUCUACAAUGUAUUUUACACUUCGCUGCCUGUUCUUGCGCUCGGAGUUUUCGAUCAGGAUGUGAGCGACAAAAAUUCUCUGCGGUAUCCGAAACUCUAUACCCCCGGCCUCAUGAACCUGCUCUUCAAUAAGAUGAUCUUCCUCAAGUCAGUAGCCCACGGGCUACUCUCAUCCUUCAUCCUGUUCUUUAUUCCUUACGGCGCCUUCAGCUACGCCGUCGAUCCCAACGGUCUCAACAUAGAUGACCACCAGCUCUUCGGAACCACUGUCUCCACUAUCCUCGUCUUGGUCGUCACUGCCCAGAUCGCCAUCGACACUGCCUACUGGACCAAUUUCAACCACGUCGUCAUCUGGGGCAGCGCCUUGUUCUACCUGGGCAUGACCAUUCUCAUCAACAUGAACUUCUUCGGUAAUCCCUACGUCGGCACCUUCCGCAUGACCUUGAGCACGGCCCACUUCUGGUUCACCCUCUUCCUCACCAUAGUCAUCCUCCUGGUGCCCAUCGUGGCCAUCCGCUUCUACUAUGUAGACACCCACCCGACACUUUCGGACAGGGUAAGACUACGACAGAGGCUGUCGCACCUCAGGACGCGGCCAUCCGAGCCCACGCUCAGAAUCUCCAGCGUCCGACGCAGCAGCAGGCGGUCAGUGAGGUCCGGUUACGCCUUCGCCCACCAAGAAGGCUUCGGCAGGCUGAUCAUGAGCGGCAAGAUCAUGAAAAAGAGCAAAUCCAGUAACUUCACGAACAAUCUGCACGCCACGCCCAAGCAGAACCACUGGAAUAGCAGAUCGAACAAUGGUAGAGAUAGGGGGAGUCCUUCGACUGUUGAAGUCUAAUACCCAUCUAAAUUCUACUUUCAUGUUUGCCAAUACUUUUAUUUCUCGUUUGGUGCAAGACUUUUGCCAUAUAAGUGAUCUGAAUGUCAUCAUCAGAGGAUUCCCAGUUUCUUUAAACAUGGUAUAAAAGAAGUACUCGUGGAUUUAAUUUUUAUUUAGUCACACAGUUGUGACAUUUUUUUUAUGAAAGUUUGAAAAUUUUAAAGACUUCUGGAUUGAGGGGGGGGGGGGGGGCAUUUUGUUUCUGAAUUCAUGGUAAUUAAAUUUAGGACUUAAAAGUUUUCUUACCAGUGUGUUGAAAAAUCUUGUCUUCAUAUCAUUUUGAAACUUAUGAAUGAUGUGAAAUUUUAUUUUGCUGAACAAAAAUUGUUUGUGGUUUCUUAAUUCAUAAGAAUUGAAUUUGUCUCUGAAUUUUGGUUUUGACAAUUUUGUCAGCUCUUGCCAAUGUAGUUGAAUGUAUUUGCACUUAAAAAAAAAUUAGUUUAGUUCAUUUUUGCAUAUUGGUUCAUUAUGCUGUGAUGUUAUUUUUGUUUAUUUACUUGUAUCAAGUAAUAAAUUUCUUACAACCUAUAAUUUAUAUUAUCUUAAAGUAGUUUAUAUAUAUCUGAUAAAUUGUGAUUGCUUAAAAUUGUAUCAAAAUGUUCAUUUCUUAAUAAUAAGAAUAUUUCAUAGCCUAAACUGCUUAAAAUAUUAUUUUAUAAUAUGACUUAUGUCAUAAAGUUGGUCUUGGAAUCAUAUAGAUAACUUAUUUCCGAAACGAAUAGAAAUGAAAAUACUGAAAAGUAAAAAUAAUUAUCUCCAAACAAAAAAAAAAUCUAUUUUUAAAUGAAAGAUAUAUAAUUUGAAAAAAGGAUUCUGUUUUGAUCGUCGUUGAUUUUCAUCAGAAAUACUAAAAUUAACUCCGUCUUAUUUCCUUGUUUAAGAAAUCUGGGAAACUUGUUAUAAAAAAGUGCAUCGACUGUUAAGUUUCAGUGAAUUCUUUAAAGGUUGUGUUUCAUUUUUUAAAUCGUAAGACACGAUCUUAUUUACCAUGAAGAAUCCUAUUUAUUUGUAGUAUGGAAAUACCCAUGUGUACUUGCUUACCAUCACAAAAUGUCCAUUUUCAUAUCAUGAGACUUUACUGAUCCAUCAAAAUAAUUGUAUUUCAUGCUUUUUAUGCUAAAGCACUACCUUUUUUUUAUCGUCACUACCAAGCAUAUUGAAUACCAUGUACAAGUUAGUGACCAUGAGCUUCAGGCUUAGAUCUGUGUGCUUUUUGUACUCGUAGGAAUAACAGAGCCUUGAAAAAUGUAUGUUGGCUUAAAAUGUUGCCUUGAGUACUUUUAUAAGUUAAAAAAAACAGAGAGAAACUAUGCAGCCAAUUUUUGGCAGCGGCAACUCUAAAAGUCCUGGUUGUAAAAUCAAAUACAACCCGAGACGCAUUUAUACAGUAUUCCAUUUACGGCCAAGACUUUGUGAAUUUUUAUGUAUUGUACACCUAUUUCACAUUUUAAAACGUUUUUUCGUAAAUGUAUUUUUUCGCCUAUAUUGCUGGAAUUGUGUAUCAGUGUCAUUUGUAUAGUAACUCAUACCAUUGUGCUACAAAGUGUUUUAUGUUUUUUACCUCAAAAAAAAAAAAAAAGAGCAAAUAUUGUACAGAAAAAAAAUUAACUCAAAAAAAAAAUCUUUUGAGAGAACUGGCUUUUGAAUGCACAAUAUAUUUUAGUUAAAAAGUAUAAUUUGUACAUAAUCGUAAAAAAAAAGUUCUUAUUCUGUCAAUGUAGCAAAGUUGUGAGUUAUAAUGGUGAAAGUUACCUUGCUGAUUAAAUAUAGUAGAAACAUUUUAAUGUUAUAAACUGUAAAAAAAUAAAAAUGUUUUCUGAAAGAUGUUUGUUUGCUAUUCUAAAAUUUAAUAUGGGAUUAUUUUAAAAAAUGAAUGUUUUGUGUAAAUAUAAUUUCCAAAAAAAAUAUUAAUAAAAUGUUGUAAUUAUAUCUUGUAAAA
Argiope bruennichi is the source of this 6009-nucleotide messenger RNA. Its product is annotated as probable phospholipid-transporting ATPase IM. Gene Ontology annotation, biological process: phospholipid translocation; Golgi organization. The record is from RefSeq and is a predicted model, not a curated record. The transcript is spliced from 25 exons. Bases 438 to 4028 code for a protein of 1196 amino acids. Lineage: Eukaryota; Metazoa; Arthropoda; Arachnida; Araneae; Araneidae. Gene Ontology annotation, cellular component: plasma membrane. Gene Ontology annotation, molecular function: ATP hydrolysis activity; magnesium ion binding; ATP binding.